AACUUGCAAGGGACGAUCCACGAAUCACACGUCGUGAUAUUCGGGAACUCACUACGCAAAGUUUAUUGACAUUGUCAAAAAGCUGUUGAAUUCUGUUCGCGCCAUAGUGUGAAUAUGAAUGUUUAGGGCUUUGUUUCACAGACACAUUGUACGGUUGAGAUAUUUUGUAAUCCUUUCAUAAGGAAGGAUUAUUUACAUCUCGCCAGAAUUUUUUGAAACGUCAUUAUUCGUGAACUACCACCUGUUGUUUGAAGCUGGUCGAAGUCCCGCCUUGUCCGAUCCGCGCGCUCGUAACGUACAUGCUUACAGUUCAUUCAUUCGUGCAGCGCAGUUGAUUUCCCCAGUCAAAACAUCGUGCGGUCGGCCGCUCCCAUAUUUUCCAACUUUACUUCGUAGACUACACUGGAUUCUUUAGUGGAUAUUUUGGAUCAUUUUACCCUUUCAUGUUGUAAUACUAGCUAAGAUGGCGACGGUUGCACAUAAUGGUAACGGGAUAGCUACAAAUGGGAGUGUCUCCAGUGAUGAUUCCCCUGAUGGGCGAGUUUCAAACGAGUAUGACCAUGAGGAGGCUGAUAUGCCUCAGAGAGCUUCGGCCGAUCAGAUGGACGCAGAGAGACUCAAGAGUAUAGCCUAUCAGUAUCUCUGUCAUCUUGAAGAAGCUAAGAAAUGGAUGGAAGCGUGUAUACGGGAAGACCUACCCCCUACUACAGAGCUGGAAGAGGGGUUACGUAAUGGGGUAUACCUGGGCAAACUGGCACACUUCUUCGCCCCUGACAAGAUACCACUGAAGAGGAUCUAUGACAAGGACCAGGCUAGAUUCCAGGCUAAAGGACUUCAUUUCAGACACACGGACAACACAGUGCAAUGGAUCAGAGCUAUGGAAGUCGUUGGAUUGCCCUCGAUCUUUUAUCCAGAAACUACAGAUGUCUAUGAUAGGAAGAACAUGCCCAAGACUGUCUACUGCCUCCAUGCUCUCAGCUUAUAUCUGUUCAAGCUUGGUAUUGCCCCACAGAUCCAGGAUCUCUAUGGAAAAGUGGACUUUACAGAGGAGGAGAUUAGUGCCAUGCAGAGUGAGCUGGAUAAAUAUGGUAUUCAGAUGCCCCAGUUUCACAAGAUUGGUGGGAUCCUAUCUAACGAGCUCUCAGUCGAUGAUGCAGCUGUUCAUGCUGCCGUGAUCGCCAUCAACACGGCAAUCGACAAGCAGGUUCCCUCCGACACGAUGUCGGCUCUCAGGAAUCCUAACACUCUGUUGGUGAACAUACAGGAAGAUAACCAAGAUUCAUACCAAGACUGUCUGUAUGAGGCCAAGCUAGCUAAGGCACAAAUCGCACUCAACAAGUCCACUAUAGAAGCAGAAGAGGAUAUGGAUGCCUAUGAUAUGCUGCUUACACAGGCAGAGAUACAAGGAAACCUCAACAAAGUCAACCUGAACACACAAAUAGACAAGGUGAACGACCUAUUAGGGACCCAGAAUGCCUCUGAGCUGGUGGAAGCGCUGAUGAACGCAAGCCUAGGGCUCAAGGAUGUCACUAGGGAGAAUGCAGACUGGUACCUUAGAAUUCUUCAACAGGCUAGACAAGACAAGGCAGAGGCUACUGGAAAUGAGUACCCUAGAUUGGAGAAGGAGGAGGUACAAGCCGGCAUCAAUGCAGCUAACAUACUAGCCAAGGAAGACAAAGAUGUGGGUAAGGCGGUGCAGAACAUCAACUCAUUAAUAGACGACGGCACACCAGAGCAGCUUGUAGCAGCUCUAUCCAGACCCCAGGCACAGCUUCCACAUGUACAUCCAUACAGCCAUGCGCUCUACAAAACAGAACUAGCAAGACUCAAGAUCAGCAAUGAAGGGGACUUGAACCAUGAGCAAUUGCAAGAUGCUGUCAAAGUUCUGUCAGCCGUCGCCAUGAUAAACCAGAGUGUCGAUUCCGGUCAGUUCAGUAAGACAGCUGAGCUCCUACUCCAGCAGGAUGCUUGCUUGGCUGACGUAGAGCAGGAUAGCUCUUACCAUCAGAGGUACCAGGAUCAGCUACUUGCUAUCAAGAGAGCUAAAGCGAAGGAAGGAGAAGAUUUCUUGACGCAAGAAGAGAUUCAGGAGGUAGUAGACGCAGUCAACCAAGAAAUACAGGAUGAACAUCAACGUAUAAUGGCCGUAGCAGCGAUCAAUGAAGCCAUCGAUAGUGAGGAUCCAGCACAUACCUUGAAGGCUCUUCAGAUGCCUGCAGCUAAGCUCAGAGAGGUUGAGGAACCCAACACUGUUCUCUAUCAGAGAGUCCUACAUGCUGAGAAAGAGAGAAAAGGAAAGACACAAGGAGAUGACCAAGCAGUGCUCUGGCUGGAUGAGAUCCAAGGUGGAGUGGACAGAGCAAACAAACAGACCAUAGCUGCUAAUAAAUUGGCUGUUGGCAUAGCAACCAUCAACAUGGUAAUAGAGGAAGAAGAUGGUUCACUUCUCGUAGAGGCCCUCAAGAGUUCUGAUGUUGGUCUAAGAUCCGUCAAACCAGACUGUGGAGAUGAGUACCUUCAAGAUCUGAAACAAUGCAAGCAAAGCAAAGCACAAGCUGGUGACGGAGGAGACUGGACGUGUCACCGGACCCCAGAAGGAGAUGAUUUCUAUUUCAACCUGUCUACCAUGGAAUCUAGCUGGGUACAACCACCAGAAUAUGCACCUUCUAACACGCAACUCUCUAAGGAAGAAAUUCAGGAGGUCGUAUCUAAAAUCACUGAAGCCAAUAACCGCGCCCUACUCUUUGAAGCCAAUGAGGGUAACAUCAUCACCCUCCAGGCCCACGCCCGGGGCAUGAUCGCCCGGAGGAAAUACCUGGAACGUCGCAACUACCUUCACAACCAGAUCCCAGUCAUUGUGUUGAUACAGAGCUUUGUGAAGGGAUGGAGGCAGAAGAGAGCUUACAGGAAUAGACUGGGUUAUCUCAAGGAACAGGAACCGUCUGUAGUCACACUCCAAUCCUAUGCCAGAAUGACCGCAGCCCGCAAGGCUUACCAGAAAAGACUCCAGUACUUCAGUGAUAAUGCGAAUGCCAUCAUCAAGCUUCAAGCUUUCUGGAGAUCAAACAGAGCUAGGCAUGACUACAGGGUCCUCACUCAUUCUGACACACCUCCUGUGGCUGUUGUCAGGAAGUUUGUUCAUCUUCUGGAACAGAAUGAGGUGGAUUUAUCAGAAGAACUUGAACUACAGGAGAUGCGAGGGAAGGUUGUAAAGCAGAUCCGUUCUAACCAACAAGCUGAGAACGAUCUCAAUCUCAUGGAUAUCAAGAUUGGACUCCUAGUCAAGAACAGAAUCACACUACAGGACGUGGUAAGCCACGGUCGUAAGAUGAAGCGUUCCGUCCAGGCCAGCCAGCCUCAGGGUCUCAAGACGCUGAGCAAGGAGAAACGUGACAUGCUGGAAGCCUAUCAGCACCUCUUCUAUCUCCUACAAACCAACCCAACAUACCUGGCUAAGCUCAUCUUCGCUAUGCCUCAGAGCAGAACUACCAAGUUCAUGGAAUCUGUGAUCCUGACCCUGUAUAACUAUGCAGCCAAUCAGAGGGAAGAAUAUCUUCUGCUGAAGCUCUUCAAGACCGCCCUUGAGGAGGAAAUCAGUUCCAAGGUGGAUAGGAUGAUGGAGAUUGUUACAGGGAACCCUAUGGUCAUCAGGAUGGUGGUCACCUUCAACAGAGGUCAGAAAGGUCAGAGUUCACUGAGGGACAUCCUUCAGCCGUUGGUGAAGGGUGUGAUGGAGGAUAAGAACCUAAACAUCAAUACCAACCCAGUAGAGGUCUACAAACAAUGGAUCAACCAGAUGGAAACACAGACAGGAGAAGCUAGCAAGCUACCCUACGAUGUACCAUCAGACCAAGCCCUGAAGCACAAGGAAGUCUUAGAGAGAUUGGAUGCAUCCGUUACUCAGCUCGGUGAAGUCAGCAAGAAGUUCCUAAAUGCAAUCAUCUCAUCCGUUGAUAUGAUACCGUAUGGUAUCCGUUACAUUGCCAAAGUCCUGCGUGAGUCUCUGCAUGCUAAGUUUCCUGAUGCAUCAGACGAAGAGGUUCUAAAGAUUGUAGGAAACCUGAUCUACUACAGGUAUAUGAAUCCCGCCAUCGUCGCUCCUGAUGCCUUCGACAUCAUCGACAUCGGAGUAGACAAGUUGAUGUCUGUGGAGCAGAGGAGAAACCUGGGAUCAAUCACCAAAGUACUGCAGAGCAUCGCAUCAGGGAAACAGUUCCUUGAGGAGAAUCUUCACCUUACCAAACUGAAUAAUCUCGUCAUCAAGUCUUUUGAGAAAUUCAAGGAUUUUUGCAGGAAAGUAUGUGAUGUUCCAGAGCCCGAGGUCAAAUUUAACAUCAAUGAGUACUCUGACUUUGUGAACCCCUCCAAGCCAAUCGUCUUCAUCUCAGUCAAAGAAAUCAUUGACACACAUGCACAAAUUCUAGAGAAUCUUGAGGUGCUUGCUCCAGAGCAGAAUGAUCCCAUACAUGAACUCCUUGAAGAUCUUGGUGAACUGCCAUCUGUUGAAGACAUCCUAGGUGACACACCGAGUGACUUACCAGAACAUCAGGUCGAGGCUCUCCUGCAGACCAUGGCCAAGAAUGAGAUCUCUCUCACUCUCACCAACAAGUUUGAGAUCCAUGAGGAUGAUGACAGCGACAAGAAAAGGCUCUUCAUCAAGACCAAGAGGUUACUGGUGGAUGUGAUCAGAUGCCAGGCAGGAGAUACAGUACAACAGAUCCUUCAGACUGAAGCUAAUGAGGACCAGGAAGAGGAGCACAAUAGAUUGAUAGAUCAGAGGAUGAAGAGAGAUGCAAAGGCCAGUGAAGAAAGUAAGAUGUCAAGGAAUACAUCACAACUGGAAGAUAGCAAACAACUCACUAGGUCUAAUGCUGUGAGAAGGCUCCCUCUUGAGUCGAAGAAGCGUAAGGUGGAGCGUAGCCUGAAGAUCUUAGAUGAAGCUGAGCUGGUUUCAGAGAAGGAUAACUACCAAACCAUGGUCAAUGCCAUUGCACAGGACAUCCGUAACCAGAGGAGAUAUCGUCAGCGUCGUAAGCAGGACAUCAUGAAACUGAGAUCAACGUACGCUGGACUGGAAUCCAAGUCUACCUUCUAUAAUGAACAGAAUGAUUAUUAUGCACAGUACAUCAAGACUUGUCUAGAUAACCUUCAGGCUAAACGAUCGUCAAAGGCCAAGGCGAAGGACGGCAAGGCAGCUCAGUUGAAAUACAACGCAGCAAGGCUACACGAGAAGGGCGUCAUCCUAGAGAUUGAAGGACUAGAACAAUCACAAUUUAAGAAUGUGAUGUUUGAGAUCUGCUCUACUGAUGUACCAGGAGUCUUUGAUGUGUCUGCUAAGUUCCUUGGAGUCAAGAUGGACAGUGUACAACUUGUUUUCCAGGAUCUUCUUCAGCUACAGUAUGAGGGCGCCGCAGUGAUGAACAUGUUCGGCAGAGCCAAGAUCAACGUCAAUCUCCUCAUCUUCCUCCUCAACAAGAAGUUCUACGGCAAGUAGGAAGUCAACGAUGUCCCCGGGGGAAGAUUAUAUUGCUUUUGUAAAGUUUGUAAUAUAUUGUAUAGUACAUAUGAGCUCUUAUAUUGAAAUAUAGAUUGUAUCAUGAACUAUGUUUGGUACAGCAAGUUGGGAGAUGGGAAUAUUUUUGUGUGGAUUAUAGAGGAAAGUGCUUGGAAAUGGUCAUAAUGAAGACAAAGUUAUUUACUGUCUUAGAGAAUAAAUUGAUCCGAUUCUGUCUAUUGUAAUAAGUUUUUACAAUUAAUUAUUCCUAUUUUAUAAUAUUUCAAUGAAAUUGCCAUUUUUGUAAUAUCCUGAUGUGCAGGAUCUACAAUAAAUCUUUGAAUUUUUUUCUUCCAAUGAUUUUUGUUUGUUUAUAUUGAAACAAAUUCUUGAUAUAAGAGAUUGUGGGAGAUUCAAGGACUUCAAUUUAAUCUGAUCAUUGAUGAUAUAUCAUGGUGGAAUCACUUGAUUUCAAUGUCAAAAUUCAUUGACGAGGGUAAUAAGAACAGGCAUCAAAUCAAAAUGAUAUGUUAUGGUAUCCUUGAAUAGAAAGAAAAAUGGAAUGGGACCAUAUUGAUUUAUUUAUGUACUUUAUCCUUUUUCAAGGGAUCUUAAUUUCUCAUUGUGAUAAAAUGGAGUGAUUUUAUGGUUUCAGUUUGAAGAAGCGCUCUGAGGCUGGUAAUUUGAAACUGGAUUUCUUUUAUGAAACAUUUUAAAAUUGAAAUGAAAAGUGAGAUUUUGCUUUAUGUCCUAGAUUAGUUUUCUAUCUUUUAGGCAACAUAUUUACAUGCUAAAUACAUAUGUGUCUCUAAUAUGCGACCUAUAUGUGAUUUUUCUGAAAAGUAAUAAUCAAAACAUUUUUGUGCCUGAUUCUGUCUUAUGAUAAAUUAUAAUAUUGAAUGUGUGAACACAUUUCUACUUUUAUUCUUCUAUCGAUUCAUCAACUCAUUCCGCUUUCUUUCAAAGUGACCAAAAGCAUAAUUUUGUUGAAAAAGAAGCAAAUAGUGAUUAUUUGAUUUAAUGGUGUUUGUAAAAACAGUUUUGUUUUGUAAGAAAGCCUUGCAAUCUCAAUUAAAUUAUAAGAAUUUUCUACUGAAACAGGAGAUCUUCCAAAGUAUUUUUUUCUUCAAACUAGAACAUGGACCAGCUGAUGAAUCAAUAUGCAUUGCUUUUGUGUGAAAUAAAACCUUGUUGAUUUGAAUGACUUUUUCAUUGUCAUGACAACCUUGGGCUUUCACAUGUUUUUGUAGAGACUAAUCUUCCAAACACCCAGACAAGCCUUCCACAUUUUCUUUUCAUACGGAAAGAAAGAUGUCAACCUUUAGAAAAGGCAACUGCAUGAAAUGUUUCACUGCAACAAUUACACUCUGGUAUGAAAUUAUGUUCGAAUGAUUUUUUGGUUGAUAGUCAUUUAAAAUAUUUGCAAUGAAAAAGAGGCAACUUGUAGGUUGCAAGAUUUUUUAAUUUGUAUUUAUCGUAUCUUCUGCUGAGAGCCAUAAGGGUGCGGAUCACAUUCUUAGGGGUGUGAAUUAACGCUUUUCUGGUUCACAGCAGACGAUACAUUGUUAUCAAGCAUCUUUUAAUUCAUCUUUGAAUGACAGACAAUACAUGUCUGAUUGUACUGCUAAUGCAUGGCAUGAAACAGCACAAUGAUAUUAUGGUAAUAAUCUCAAUUCCUGAACACUUGAUAAAAAGAAGAUACAACUGUAUGGAUAUUGUGUAGUUGUUUUAAGGGCAUGCAUGAUAAAAGAUGCAACUAUUGUUAUUAUGAUGUGAAUUUCAUUGAGUAAUGAAUUCCGUAAUAAUGUGUUCCUUCCUCAUGGAAAAGGAGAUUCAUGAAUUUAAUCUCAAACAUAUUCUUGAAUAAUGACCUUCUAUGCAAAAAGAUCAAAUUUUCUUUCAUUUCUUUUGUCAAGAAAAUUGCCUUUGAUGUUUUGAUAGCUCUUAAAAGAAGUGUAUCAGCUGUUGAUAACAUGCUAACCUCGUAGAGAGCCUUUGAAACGUACAUUUACAUUUUUUUUAUGAAGGACUAUUAUUAGCAAUAGAAUUUAUUACGUAUUGAAUUGAGUAGAACAUGAAACUUGAAUUUGAAUUAUUCAGAAAUGUGAUCUGGUUUGGGAUAUAUUUUUUUUAAUUGAAAGUUGGUGCUGGGUUUAGUUUUGUUUAGUGAUGGUUGAUGGUAAGUAGUUGAACGGAAUAGCAAUCAUGUAUUUUGUAUAUUUAUAUAUAUUUUGCUUGAUAAGUAUAACUUUACUGGCAAUGUAUAGCAUAGUGUAUGUAGAUGCUCGACUCAAUUUAAAUCGAGUGCAGUUAGAGUUGAUUAUUUAACAUCUUGAAUGAUAAAAAAUCAUUUGAGCUUUAUUUCAAUUUUAAUUUUUCAUUUUGCCUUGAUUGUUAAGAAGAAGAAAAAAAAGGAAAUUUUUCAAAUGAAUUAUGGUGAUGCCUCUCUGUAUAUUAUCUCACAUUUAGCUGAUACGAGAGAGGUAUCAAUUUAUAAAUAUUUAGUUUUAGAUUAUUUUUUAUUGUAAAUGUCAUGGCGGCUACCAAGCAGUAUAUUUCUAUUAGGUCAUGAAUUGAUGUAAAAGCUAACUUCAUCAUUGAAAAUUGAACUUGUUGUCGGUAGAGCAACGAAGUGAAAUGGAGAUUGGGCAUUCCAAAUAGAUGAAUACAAAAUUUGAGAAGACAAUAAUUUACAUUUUUUAAAAGAUAAUGUAAGAAAUUCUUUCAUUUCUGUUUUGUUUCUUUGCAACAACGCAUAUAUCAUGUCAGUGUAUAUUUAAAACUUUUAUAUCUUAUCUACUUUUUUCCUGCAUAGCUUUUUACUUGAUGUGUAUUGGCAGAGAUUCAUAUGGUAUGCAUGCUACAAUGCAUUUUAUUAUUCUUUAGGAAUUCAUUGUCAAUUAGGUUUGUAAAAAAUUUGGUUGGUGUUCUCAAAAAGUUGUAUAUUUAAAUGUAAAUUGUAUCUCUGAACCUUUUAUUUCUACUUAUCAUUUUUUCCUUCUUUUUCUUUAUAUGACCAACACCUAUUAUGGACCACAUAAUUACCAAAUUGCCUUUCCUGAAUUUUUUUAUAGUUUCAAUUUUGUACGUAAUCUUCUUCAUACUGUUCUGUCUAUCUAUAAAUAUUACUUUGUUUGUAGCAAAUAUCCUCCUAACUGCCUUGAAUCCCAGCCUAAAUCAGAGCUAGAAUUUUGGGGUGAUGGACUGUAUCGACUUUAAAGAAAGUUUCUGAAGCUAAUGACUCGUGAUACAGUGUUUAGAAUAUAUAGCUUGUACAUUGAAGGCCUUGUAUCUGUAUGAUUGUAUUUCAGUUUAGUGCAAGUUUUUAUUUGAUCAUACUCUCUCUCUAUCUCUCUGCUGUAUGGAGGCCAUUUUUCAUAAUGUCUCUAUUGCCCCAGGCUGCCUGUACCAUUUCAAGUGAAAUAAAUAUAAAAAUGAUAAGGGA
Molecule: messenger RNA, 8939 nt
Organism: Strongylocentrotus purpuratus (purple sea urchin)
Lineage: Eukaryota; Metazoa; Echinodermata; Echinoidea; Camarodonta; Strongylocentrotidae
Product: ras GTPase-activating-like protein IQGAP1
Exons: 43
Coding region: 464-5494 (1676 amino acids)
Biological process (GO): regulation of GTPase activity; regulation of actin cytoskeleton organization
Cellular component (GO): cytoplasm
Molecular function (GO): calmodulin binding; actin filament binding; GTPase activator activity
Source: RefSeq, a predicted model, not a curated record